Striga hermonthica is the source of this 1830-nucleotide messenger RNA. NCBI's taxonomy places the organism in Eukaryota, Viridiplantae, Streptophyta, Magnoliopsida, Lamiales, Orobanchaceae. The record is from the annotation of a GenBank genome assembly.
AUGGAGAUGAGCCUACUUAUUGGAGUUUUAGCACUGACAUAUUUGUCUUCUUUUGUUUCCCCUGAUUCACAAGGAGAUGCGUUGUACGCUUUGAGGACUUCACUUAAUGUUUCAGCCAAUCAGCUCACGGAUUGGAAUCCAAAUCAAGUGACUCCCUGCACUUGGUCGAAAGUUACGUGUGGCGAAAAUAACAGUGUAAUAUCAGUGGUGCUGCCUUAUUUGGGAUUCUCUGGAACCUUGUCACCAAGAAUAGGGGAACUGAAGGCACUUACGACACUCGACUUGCAAGGAAAUGGCAUAACUGGUGAAAUACCCAAAGAGAUUGGAAAUUUGACAAGCUUGAGUAUGUUGAAUCUCGAGAAUAAUCAGUUAACUGGAGAAAUACCGUCUUCCCUUGGAAGUCUCCGGGAGCUCACAUUUCUGAUUUUGAGUCAAAAUAAUCUUUCUGGAUCAAUUCCGGAAUCACUUGCGAGCCUUCCAAACUUGACUGACCUCCAUCUUGAUUCAAAUAAUCUCAGUGGGAAAGUACCCGAGCAGUUGUUUGAUGUUUCCAAAUACAAUUUGUCGGGGAACCAUUUGGAUUGUGGAAUCAAACCUUUUCCCUCUUGUGAAUCUAUACAUGCAGGUCGCAAAAGUAAACCAAAGACCAGUAUGAUAGUUGGAAUUACUGUUUCACUUGUGGUUAUUCUCAUACUUGGAAGUUACCUCGUGUUCGUUUGGUGGAAGGGUGGGAAAAGAGGCCUCAGGGGAGACGUUUAUGUCGAUGUUUCAGGCGAAAUUGACCGGAGAAUCGAAUUUGGUCAGCUGAAGAGAUUUUCGUGGCGGGAACUGCAACUUGCUACUGGCAACUUUAGCGAAGACAAUGUUCUUGGGCAAGGUGGAUUCGGGAAGGUAUACAAAGGGGUUCUUGCAGAUGGCACAAAAAUUGCCGUGAAGCGCUUGAUGGAUUACAAGAACCCAGGUAGCGAAACAGCUUUUCAGCGAGAAGUCGAGAUGAUAAGUGUUGCCAUCCACAGGAACCUUUUAAAGCUCAUCGGCUUUUGCACUACCCCUACUGAGCGCCUCUUGGUUUACCCUUUCAUGCAGAACUUGAGCGUUGCAUCUCGCCUCCGAGAUCUUAAACCGGGGGAGCCCAUUCUGGACUGGCCGACCAGAAAACGAGUGGCGCUGGGGACGGCUCGUGGGCUAGAGUACCUUCACGAACAGUGCAAUCCUAAAAUCAUCCAUCGUGACGUGAAAGCUGCGAAUGUUUUGCUCGACGAGGAUUUCGAAGCUGUUGUGGGUGAUUUCGGGCUGGCCAAAUUGGUGGACGUGAGAAAAACGAACGUUACUACUCAAGUGCGCGGGACGAUGGGCCACAUUGCUCCCGAGUAUCUGUCGACUGGGAAAUCAUCGGAGAAAACGGAUGUGUUUGGGUUCGGGAUGAUGGUGUUGGAGCUUGUGACUGGGCAAAGGGCUAUAGAUUUCGGUCGGUUGGAGGAGGAAGACGAUGUUUUGCUGCUGGACCAUGUGAAGAAGAUGCAGAAGGAGAGAAGGGUGGAAGAGAUUUUGGAUCCUAAUUUGGGUAAGAAGGAUGGUGAUGUGAUGAGUGAGGUAGAGAUGAUGAUUCAGGUGGCCUUACUGUGCACCCAAGGGAUGCCGGAAGAUCGGCCGGUUAUGUCUGAGGUUGUGAGGAUGCUGGAGGGUGAAGGUCUGGCAGAGAGGUGGGAGUUGUGGCAGAACACGGAAGUGACGAGGAGGGUGGAAUACGAGAGGCUACAGAGGAGGAUCGAUUGGGGUGAGGACUCGGUUGGCAUGCUGGACGCUGUCGAGUUAUCUGGCGGGCGAUAA